Messenger RNA from Lemur catta (Ring-tailed lemur), 543 nucleotides. RefSeq names its product 60S ribosomal protein L39. The transcript is spliced from 2 exons. The coding region runs from base 217 to 372 and encodes 51 amino acids. Gene Ontology annotation, molecular function: structural constituent of ribosome. The record is from RefSeq and is a predicted model, not a curated record. Gene Ontology annotation, biological process: translation. Gene Ontology annotation, cellular component: cytosolic large ribosomal subunit; ribosome. Lineage: Eukaryota; Metazoa; Chordata; Mammalia; Primates; Lemuridae.
GAGAAAGUGUGUGAGGGGCUUCAGGGGAGGAGAAAGUGCGCGCCCGUGGAGGGCCGUUCACUCUUGGUGGGGAGGAGUAAAAGGUGACUGGUAGCUGCCUGGGUCACAGACAAGGGAAUUAGACUUCACGGCCGAGAGGCGGGGUUAACAAAAGAAACGGCUGGUGGUUCGCUACUGAGAGAAUCAGAUUUUUGGUCCCGUUGAGUCUCCCUCGCCAUGUCUUCUCACAAGACUUUCAGAAUCAAGAGGUUUCUGGCCAAGAAGCAGAAGCAAAAUCGUCCCAUUCCCCAAUGGAUUCGUAUGAAGACUGGCAAUAAAAUCAGGUACAAUUCCAAGAGGAGACAUUGGAGAAGAACCAAGCUGGGUCUAUAAAGAUUGCACAUGAUAUAAUGGCACGCAUAUUUAUGCUGUAUCAAGGUCACUAUCAUCUUACCAUAUCAAGUUGGAAAUGUCACUAAUAUCUGGACAGACACAUUUCACUGGAAAAAGUGAUUCUUCUCUUUGUUUAUAUGCUCUGUACUAAUAAACUGGUUCAGUAAUAAA